Epinephelus fuscoguttatus (brown-marbled grouper) is the source of this 5166-nucleotide messenger RNA. RefSeq lists its product as uncharacterized. The transcript has 2 exons. NCBI's taxonomy places the organism in Eukaryota, Metazoa, Chordata, Actinopteri, Perciformes, Serranidae. The coding region runs from base 2196 to 2969 and encodes 257 amino acids. The record is from RefSeq and is a predicted model, not a curated record.
CCAAACUUUUGGCCUGUACUGUAUAUUAAUGAUUUUUUUGAUGUCUGUGAAGGUGUCCAUGCCCAGCUCUACGCAGAUGACGCGGUUAUUUUUACCGCAGCAAAAAGCACAACAGAGGCGGCUCAGAGUCUCACAAUAGCAAUGGGUAAAGUCCAAGACUGGCUCACUAAAUCAUGUCUUUCCUUAAACGUCAAAAAAAGUGUCUGUAUGUAUUUUGCAAAACAGCAACCAAAAAUUACUCGAUCUGGUGUGUUUCUGGGAGGAGAGGAGCUCUCGUUGGUAAACGAGUUUAGAUAUCUUGGAGUCAUCCUGGACUCGACACUCUCAUUCAGGAAACACAUUAAAAAGGUGUCUAAUUCGGUUAAACACAACCUGGCAAACUUCAGACAAAUAAGAAACUCAUUAACUAAUACUGCAGCUCUGAUGUUUUUACACUGCAUGAUCUUCUCACACAUUGACUACUGUUUCACUAGCUGGGCAUUGGCAUGUUCAACAGCACUCAAACCAAUAGAAUCCCUUUAUAAAAAAGCUUUAAAGACACUGGACAAAAAACCUUACUCGUAUCACAUCUGUAUUAUCCUCAAAAAGUAUAGUUUUCUAAGUUUUGAUAGCUUCAAGGUUUUUAAAUUUGCCUGCGCUAUGUACAAAACUCGUCACGGUCUUGCUCCUCCACCUCUGAAAGAAUUUAUAAAAAACAGGACUGUCAGGGGCAUGAACACCAGGGCCUGCGACAGAGGAGACGUUGAGAUCCCUCACAGACGCACCACAUUUGGCAGAAAUGUGUUGUCUGUCCUAGGGGGGGACAUUUGGAACAGUCUUCCCUCCACAAUAAGGGAAUGUCCUACAUUUUAUGCUUUUAAAGGAAAGCUCAAAGACUGCUUAAAGAAUAACCAGAAGUGUGUCCAUUAAGUAGAUCUCGUUAAGUCGGACUGUAUUGACGUGUGUUUGGCAAUGUAAAUUCGAAAUGUGUAUUUUGUAAUUGUAUUAUUGUGUUAUGUGUACUUCCAUGUUUUUACACUUGGCAAUUAACAUUCUGCCCAGGGACUGCAGUUGAAAAUUAGCUAAUCAGCUAUAAACUGGCACAUUUACAACAGGCCAACUUGCAAUGCUGACUGUAAAUAGCAGCUCAAGCAACACUACUAACGGUCGGACUCGUAGAUCAACUAACACUCCCACGCACUCUUGGCAGGAGGAUGCUAGUGUGUACAUUACAUGGGACCAGAUGCCACAAGGGAUCCCUACAGAACACCAAGCCAUAUCAGAUGGGUGGAUAGCGUCAGGCAGAGCACUGGGCUCCUGGCCACUCUGGGGAGCUGCAGCCAAUGCUCAGUAUACAGCUUGUAAUAGCCAUUGGGUAAAUUAUUUAUGGUAUAAUCAGCAACGAUUUGUGAAUUGGACGAUAGAAGCCUUACAAGGUGUGAGUGAGCAAUUGCAUGCCACAUCCUUAAUGGCAGUGCAGAACAGGCUCAUUAUCGAGACUAUGCUUGCUGAAGAUCAAGGGGUCUGUGAUGUAAUAGGGGAACAUUGUUGUACUGUCAUUCCUAUGCACACGGGAGAAGAAGGCAAUUUGACCCGCGCCUUACAGAAUAUACGCACCUUAAGGGACCAACAUGUGCAGCACUCUAAUUAGAACACUAAGAUCCCUUCACUUUGGGAUUGGUUAUCAACAUUAUCCCCAGGAAAGAUCUUAUACACGAUUGGAAUGUUAUUGGGACUUGUUGUUUUGGCUCUUUGUGUAAUAGCCUGUUGUAUCCUCCCUUUAGUGCAACUCCUUAUCAAAAGAGCGAUGGCAAGCGUCGCAGGACAAUUUAUUAUAAUAGAUCAUGGUUCUCGUCCCAAGACAAUCACAGAAUUAUAUGAAAACAUGAGUGGCCCUGGAGGAAAAGACUUUAAAGAUUUCAACCAAAGCACAGGGCCGAAUGAGGGGAAUCAGUAUGAAAUAAUGAUGCCAAACAAUACACUGGGUCAGGAUGAUUGGAAAUGGAGGUCAGUUGAGGAAGAAUAUGUGGAAAUAAUGUAGGACGCGGAGGUCCUGCUGUCACCAAUCCUACUAACAACUUAGCCACUAAAUGUAGUAAAUUUGCUUGCAUGGCUUAUGUACACAAUUUAAUGCUGAAGGGACAGACACAGCACUAACAGGAAAGGGAUAGCAUACUAAAAGUGUCCUUUACAAACUUUCGAGAUAGAUAUAAACCAUGGCUGAGCCUUGGAGAACCCCACAUCCAUACCAACAGAACCCAGAGGACCAGCCAAUGUUCCAGUAUCAACAGCAGGUGCCAGGCGUGAUGGGACCUCCUCGUCCUCCUCCACCACCAUACCCCGUGGGCAGUCGCCAGGUGUCCUCUUGCAACCCCAAUGAAGAUGUCCAGAUGGGCGGACGACGCAGCUCCAACCCCUACACGAUGGCGCCGGCGCAGGUCUACACUGCAGUCUUGGGCAAUCCACCACCAGCACACACCCUUCAUUCACUGCUGUUAUCACCAACAGCCCCCUGCCGUGCUGACGACCCCCCAGGAGUCUCCCAUCCAGCAAUGGACACCUCCACCAGGGGAGGUCAGGCCUCAGUUGACCCCAUCCCAGAAAACCCCACUCCACAAUAUCCCCCGUUCCAGAAUGUAAAGAGAGACAUGGAAGAUCAAGGGCCUACCACCUCACAGGAUCGUGAAAUAGAAAACACACUACGUUCACAGCUUCACUCUGUUGCCCAAGGACCUUACCGCAUGCUGGUACGCAGUCUCCCCCUCCCCCUGCGUGAGAAAGUGCGCAAAAUCCGCCGUGACAUCUAUGCAAUCAGGAAGGGUGAGAAUCAUGCGCUGAGCCGACAACAUCACCAACGCGCCACCAGCGAGCUGCUGCAGUUGCGCACCCAACUCAAAGAAAUGACUGAGUUCAGAGACACUCUCCUGGCCGAGAUCUCUGUGCUGAGAGGGCAGCUGGCGACCCAGCAAUUUCUAAGCCAUAAGAACUGAAAUGGACAUAACAAAGUGACAAUGAAACCUAUGUAUGAUGAUGUCAUAAUGCUUAUUGACACGUGAUUUGGGUGCAAAUCAAUGAGCUGUGAUGUAUGCCUACUCCUUAAUACGAAAACACAUGAUGUAUGUUAGUCAUUAAUGAAGAGAUGUGUGACAAAAUGAUGAUUGAUGAAAUCUGAUUUAUGAGUUAGAACUAUUGCUAAAUAUGUGGUAAUAGUUAAUCUUAAUCAAGAGUUAUGGGACUAUGAAGUCCCAAAGGGGGGAAUAUAUAUUUUUCUCUCCCCUUCUUGAUUCAAAUAGUUAUGGGACUGUGUAGCCCCAAAGGGGGGAAUGUAGUGUAAAAGUUUGUGCUCAAUGAAUCAAGUAACAAGGUUAAGGUACCUAAGUUGACUGGGGAACAGAAAGUCUAUAUGAUGAAACACAUACUCAACUGUUGUAGCACACACACACACACACACUCACAUAUUGUACUCUUGAGGUUUUAUCUUGCACGAAACUAGGAGCACUGUGGACUGUGUAGAAAGUCCCCAGAAUUCACAUAUUUUUUAAAAAUAGAGUGAAAAUGGAACCAGAUCUAAGGGAAGGAAAUUUGGGAAAUUCCAGGCUGCAUUACACCAUUAAAAAUGGGCCCAAUCAGAAUUAGACACAAAGAAAAGUUCUCCACCAAUAGGAUUGGUCCUGGGUGGGAAGGAUUAGCAAAAAGAGGUGGAGACUCAUUUGAAUCUCCACCAGCAUAUAAGCUAGGGCUCCGAAAACAGAUUUUUAGUCACGCUCCGGGGUUUGACUCACGAAGUUGUAUGUGUUAAAGCCUGUUGACACAUUAAACUUGAUUGCAUCGGACUUUGCCUGUUUCCAGUGAUUCUUUAAGUGUUUGCAGCUGAGCCUAAGAUACCAAAUCGACAUUUGAGGACAACUGACAAAGACAAGAGGUUCAAGGUCGGGAGCCUACAGGCCCACUUCCAGGCACCGAUUCUUUGACACUUCAGUCUCUGUACUUGUUUUAUUAGAUCUUAGUGCGGCGUUUGACACAAUUGACCAUCAAAUUCUACUGCAGAGACUGGAUCACUUAAUUGGCCUAAAAGGUUCUGCACUAAGCUGGUUUAAAUCUUAUUUAUCUGAUCGUUUUCAAUUUGUUGACGUUCGCAAUGAACCAUCCUUACGUACCAAAGUUUGUUUUGGAGUUCCGCAAGGUUCUGUGCUCGGACCAAUCCUGUUUACUCUAUAUAUGCUUCCUUUAGGUAACAUCAUUAGAAAUCACUCUAUAAAUUUCCAUUGUUAUGCGGAUGAUACUCAGUUGUAUUUAUCAAUGAAGCCAGAAGAAAGCAAUCAAUUAACUAAACUCCAUAACUGCCUUAAAGACAUAAAAACUUGGAUGAGCACCAAUUUCCUGAUGUUAAAUUCAGACAAAACUGAAGUUAUUGUUCUUGGCCCCAAACAACUCAGAGACUCUUUAUCUGAUGACAUAGUUUCUCUAGAUGGCAUUGCUCUGGCCCCUGCCACUACCGUAAGAAACCUCGGAGUAACAUUUGAUCAAGAUUUGUCUUUUAAUUCUCAUUUAAAGCAAACCUCACGGACUGCAUUUUUUCAUCUGCGUAAUAUUGCGAAAAUUAGGCCUAUCCUGACCCGAAAAGAUGCAGAAAAAUUGGUCCACGCUUUUGUUACCUCAAGGCUGGAUUAUUGUAACUCUCUAUUAUCAGGUAGCUCUAGUAAGUCCUUAAAAACUCUCCAGCUAAUUCAGAAUGCAGCAGCACGUGUACUAACAGGAACUAAGAAACGCGAUCAUAUCUCUCCUGUUUUAGCUUCUCUGCACUGGCUCCCUGUAAAAUCCAGAAUUGAAUUUAAAAUCCUACUGUUAACUUAUAAAGCUCUAAAUGGUCAAGCUCCGUCAUAUCUUAGAGAGCUCAUAGUGCCAUAUUAUCCCACCAGAACACUGCGCUCUGAGAACGCAGGGUUACUCGUGGUCCCUAAAGUCUCCAACAGGAGAUCAGGAGCCAGAGCCUUCAGCUAUCAGGCUCCUCUCCUGUGGAAUCAUCUUCCUGUUACGGUCCGGGAGGCAGACACCGUCUCCACAUUUAAGACUAGACCUAAGACUUUCCUCUUUGAUAAAGCUUAUAGUUAGGGCUGGCUCAGGCUUGCCCUGUACCAGCCCUUAGUUAGGCUGACUUAGGCCUAGUCUGCCGGAGGACCCCCUAUA